Molecule: messenger RNA, 3251 nt
Organism: Haplochromis burtoni (Burton's mouthbrooder)
Lineage: Eukaryota; Metazoa; Chordata; Actinopteri; Cichliformes; Cichlidae
Product: mitochondrial glycine transporter A
Exons: 7
Coding region: 1430-2287 (285 amino acids)
Biological process (GO): glycine import into mitochondrion
Cellular component (GO): mitochondrial inner membrane; mitochondrion
Molecular function (GO): glycine transmembrane transporter activity
Source: RefSeq, a predicted model, not a curated record
AACAUUACACACACGAUUUUCAUCAACGCGCUCUUUAAAAAAAAAAAUGUUAAAUGUUUUUGAAAACGUGUUGUCAGCUAAUCUGUCAGCAGUCCUGCGGAAAGUCGAAGGAGACACCUGAAGUAGGCCCCCUUUUCAAUAUAAAAGCCAUAGUGGGAAGACGAAAUAUAUUUUAAACGCAAAAAUCAGCACAUCUGGUCUUUGGCACGAUUAUAAAAACUGUUGGUGUAAUUAGAUUGUUGGGUUACAGUAUCUUGUUUUUGGCGUUUUUAUUAUGCAUAAAAUCCACAACUUUGCAUGAUUUGCAUGACUUAAGUGAUUCAAGUAAAAUCAGUAAAUUCGACUGGAAGGGAUGUGUGCUAGCUCCAUGUAGAUGAAAUUACAUUAUUAUCUUCAGACCUUAGAUUUUAGUCUGAAAGCCCAGUAGUACAGAUGUUCCACAAGGAUCCCUCCUCGGUCUUCUUUACUUCUUUUUUUUUAUUUUUAAUGUUAUUUAGCAUAUCAAACAGUGUUAUAUCUCUGUCUUUAUAACUUGUUUUAUAUGUCUCUGGCUCUUGGCUUAAUUUGGAUGUAUUUUAAUUUUCUUUCAUCUUAAAUAAGUGCUUAUUAUUUUCUGAUCAUCAAAGCAGCCUGCUUGGAAGCCCUGGAUAAACAGUAAAUGAAUCUUAACACACAUGUGGAACACAUAGAAAUUGGAGAUUUAAAGUAAUUGUGUGUGCCGAAAUAUUCCUGAGAAUGAGAUCACGGCACAGUCUACGGUUGUUUGUUUCCUAUUAAUUUUAUGCAUGCUUCUCCCUCCUACCUGAUGGUGCUUCAUUCUCUUUAUCACCCUGUGCUGUAUUUCAUCAUCUCAACAUCUUAUGUUGAAAAAAAUGCAAACAGUGAUGUAAGGGUUUUAUUUCUAAGGACAGCCAGUGUUUUCUUUGCUUACACUUAAGUGCAGAAUGCCAGCUCACAGGGCUUUCCAGCGCUAGCUGUGUCUCUUAUGUACACUGUGGAACUGUUUUUGGACACUGUGCUCAAAACAAGUGCGAACAGUCUUUACUUUUGACGUACUCGCUCACGCUCUUCACAGUCUCGUGAAGGACACGCAGCAGUGUCUCAUGCACCGGGUCUAUCCUAAUUUGUAGCAUGCUGAUCUUUGGUCAGUUAAUGAGUGGCCUUGUGUAUCGGGUGGGGGCAAAUAGGACACACGAUGUUGGUCAGGCAAGCUUUAUCUAUUCUGUGUGCGCACUGUCCCCUCAUUCAGACAGCAGAGCUGCGCUCCCUCACCAUCUCUCCAUCCCUGCUCCUGGAAGGCCAGUGUGAGUAACUACUCUUUCUCCCUCUAAUCAGAGGGAGACAUUUCAGUGGACGGCAACGAAGGGAGGAAGCCAGAAGGUUUAGUGUAUUGCAAAAACGUCUUGAGAAGUGACCCUCGAGAAGAAACAUGGAACUUUUAGUGGUGCACCCGGCCAUCAAAGCCUUCAUGUGUGGCUCCCUCAGUGGAACCUGCUCCACGCUGCUGUUCCAGCCUCUCGACCUGGUCAAGACCCGUCUGCAGACUCUGCAGACCGGCGUGCAGCCUGGUUCGGGCAGAGUGGGGAUGGUGUCGGUGCUCCUCAGUGUGGUGCGGACAGAGAGGCUGCUGGGACUCUGGAAAGGAGUUUCACCGUCCUUCGUCCGGACCAUCCCAGGAGUUGGGAUCUACUUCAGCACCUACUACUCUCUGAAGCAGCACUUCUUACAGGACAGAUGCCCAGGGGCCGCGGAGGCUGUGCUGCUGGGGGGCGGAGCCCGGACGGUGGCGGGGGUAGUGAUGCUGCCGGUUACUGUCGUCAAGACACGUUUUGAAUGUGGCAGGUACAGUUACGGGAGUGUGAUAGGGGCUCUGCGCAGCGUGUGCCAAACUGAAGGUCCCGCGGCUCUGUUCUCCGGCCUCAUGGCCACUCUCCUCAGAGACGUUCCUUUCUCCGGCAUCUACGUCAUGUUCUACAGCCAGACCAAAGCCUCACUCCCCAAAGAGAUCAGCACGUCUCCUGCGGCUCCUGUGGCUAACUUCAGCUGCGGGGUUCUGGCUGGCGUGUUGGCCUCCCUCAUCACUCAGCCUGCUGAUGUGGUCAAAACACAUGUCCAAGUGAAUCCACAACUCAAGACAGCAGAGGCCAUCAGAUACAUCUAUAUGGAAUAUGGACUCCAGGGCUUCUUCAGAGGGGCCGUUCCUCGGUCUCUGAGGAGGACCAUGAUGGCGGCCAUGGCGUGGACCGUUUAUGAACAAAUGAUGGCGCACAUCGGGCUGAAGUCCUGAAAGUGAUCAAUGUUGAAAAUGUUGUAAAAGGAAGAAGAGAUAUAGAUGGAGUUGCAGUGAAUGAGCGCACAGGAAGGAACUGGAACUACUGCAGUGCUCGUUAGCGUGUCAGAAGCUUUCAGUGACCGAUUUCACUCAGAGUCUAAGAGACAUGUGGGAGGUCUCCUGUACAUUUAGUGUCUUACUGGGUGUGUCUGAAGGUCAGAAUGUGCAAUAUAACUUUAAAAAGACUUUCAAGAUGACACAAAAAUGCUCUGAUAUUUUUCUACUGCACUACUAAUUACACAAACUUUGGUGAUUUUGCUCCAACUAUUUGGACCAUGUUUGAGAAAUCCCUUCAGAGUUUUGCAUGUGCUCCUGGGGGGCUUUUUGUGACAAAUGGUUUCUUCCUUCUUGUUGUAAAUUCACUUCCACAUAUUUAGGAGUCUUCGCAAUCUGCAGGUUAAACUUGGCAGAUCAAAUGCUUUUGAGUGCAGAUUAACUGGGAAAUGUUCACUACACACUAGCCUGGCUGUUGUAGGGCUACAAAUAAGAUUUGGACUGUAUGCAGAAACAAUGUCUGUGUCUCUCUAGUGUUCUAAAACUCUUUGAAUGGCAGGGAAAACCCUGCUCUGAGUGGGAUUUCCAAUGCCUCAGAUGUUUGCAUGCUGUGUGCAAUGACUCAGCCCACGACUACUACAGGCAGUGAGCCAGAUUAAGCCCAGACUUAUGCACUUUAACCUCAGCAUAUGUUCAAAAUCGAGAGAGCUUCUUAAAGACAAGAUUGUGAGUCUCCAUGUGUAACAGUGUUAUUUAUAUUCUGAUACUUUAUUUAAGUGUGUGCUCACUUGACAUGUGCAUUUGCCAAAAAUUCAUCUGCCUUAAAAUGUCUUUGGAGUUUUUUGAUAUUUGUUAAAAGUGGUUUUUCAUGCAGACGUUUUCACUUUUUAAACAUGUCAAACAAAAUAAAGUUAUUGGAAAAUUU